AUGGCCCGGCAGGUCCGCAACCCGGCCACGCAGUCGCUUCGCAGCGCCCUGAGGAGCAAGGCGGCCGUGUUUAUGGGAGAGGACACGUGCCGCUUCAGGAUGGCCAGCGGCGGGGGGCGAGGCGCGGCGCAGGAGACGUUCAUCGCCGUCAGGAGCGACCGACUCGUGCGCAACCUGGGCCAGGUUGCCACCCUUGGCAUGGGCGGCCUCUUUAGGCAGCCGCUCCAGCAGUUCCGGCUGGUGGGCGUGGACGCCGAGACGCUGGAUGCCCUGCGCAGGGUGUGCGCAGGGCGGGGCGCGACCUUCAACAUGGUCAUGGUGUUCCUGGAGCUGAGGGGGUACGCGCAGUACAUGGAGGCGACUGGCAGGAAGCUGGGCUGGAGGAGCACCGUGGCGUUCAUGAGGCGGGAGGGGGCCGGCCCGGCGGGGCGGGAGCCCCUGCAGACGGGCCUUCGCGCCGGGGAGGUUGCCAUUUAA
This is a messenger RNA of Ostreobium quekettii, 477 nucleotides long. NCBI's taxonomy places the organism in Eukaryota, Viridiplantae, Chlorophyta, Ulvophyceae, Bryopsidales, Ostreobiaceae. The record is from the annotation of a GenBank genome assembly.